CAAAGUUGUGUUGACAGUAGUAGCAGCAGAAACUGGCAGGGCGAGGUAGCUAACAUCACGAGCCGAAUGGAGUAAUUAUCGCGUUACAUUUCAAGAAAACCGACCCACCACAUUCCUUAUAACAUUGUUAACCUCCAACGAAGCCAUGGCAGAGGACUCGAGUGCUCAAACUUGGUCUAUCAACAAGGACGACUAUGUACUCAACGAGGUGAUUGGGAGUGGUGCCACGGCCGUGGUGCAGGCGGCCUACUGUGAGCCCAGGAAGGAGAGGGUGGCCAUUAAACGCAUUAACCUGGAGAAGUGUCAGACCAGCAUGGACGAGCUCCUGAAAGAGAUCCAGGCCAUGUCCCAGUGCCACCACCCCAACAUUGUGUCCUACUACACGUCUUUUGUAGUGAAGGACGAGCUGUGGCUGGUGAUGCGGCUCCUCAGUGGUGGCUCAGUACUGGACAUCAUUAAACACAUCAUAUCUCGUGGGGAGCAUAAGUCUGGGGUGCUGGAUGAGUCGUCCAUAGCCACCAUCCUCAAAGAGGUCCUAGAAGGACUAGAGUAUCUGCAUAGGAACGGACAGAUCCACAGGGAUCUAAAGGCUGGAAAUAUUCUUCUUGGUGACGAUGGCUCCGUGCAAAUCGCAGACUUUGGUGUGAGUGCCUUCUUAGCGGCGGGAGGAGACAUGACCAGGACUAAGGUCAGGAAGACGUUUGUUGGGACGCCAUGUUGGAUGGCCCCAGAGGUCAUGGAGCAGGUCCGAGGUUAUGACUACAAAGCAGAUAUCUGGAGUUUUGGGAUCACAGCCAUUGAGCUGGCUACAGGCGCUGCUCCAUACCACAAAUAUCCACCCAUGAAGGUGCUGAUGCUAACCCUGCAGAAUGACCCUCCCUGCUUGGAGACCGGCAUCCAGGACAAGGAGAUGGUGAAGAAGUACGGGAAGUCCUUCAGGAAAAUGAUCUCUCUAUGUCUGCAGAAGGAGCCUGAGAAAAGACCAACUGCUGCUGAGCUGCUAAAACAUAAAUUCUUCACGAAAGCAAAGAAUAAUGAAUACCUGGAAGAGAAGCUGCUCCAGAAGGGUCCGUCGAUAGGAGACCGAUCCAAACGAGUGCGUCGUGUUCCUGGCUCCAGCGGUCGUCUCCAUAAGACCGAGGACGGGGAGUGGGAGUGGAGUGAUGACGAGUUGGACAUGGAGAGUGAGGAGGGCAAGGCUGCGGUUGCGGCUCUACGGUCUCCCAGAGUGAAAGAUGGAUCCAUCGAGAUUUUCCCUCCAGAGGAUGGUUCUCCCAGUCUGCUCCGUCCAGGAGAGGCAGGACAGGACAAGGACAAGGACAAGCCAGGUGAGGCCACCCUGAUCCAGGGAGACGUCCCAGCGCAGGACCCUGCUGCCUCCACCGCCACCAAAGUCCCCAUCAGCCUGGUGUUAAGGUUGAGAAACUUGAAGAAAGAACUGAAUGACAUCCGGUUUGAGUUCAUGCCUGGAAGAGACUCCGCUGAUGGAGUGUCUCAGGAGUUGGUGUCAGCAGGACUGGUCGAUGGAAAAGAUUUAGUGGUCGUUGCUGCCAAUUUGCAGAAGAUUGUUGAUGAUCCUCUCAACAAUAGAAAUGUCACUUUCAAACUUGCGUCUGGCAUAGACGAGUCGGAGAUCCCUGACGAUGUGAAGCUGAUGGGUUUCGCUCAGCUCAGCAUCAGUUAACUCAACGUUCCGUCAACAAAGAACGACAAACAGUAUUGCACAGCAGCAUAGUUCUAAAUUCCAAGACACCACCGCUGCCAAAGAGGAGAGCUGCAUUUGUCAACCUGUAGGGAUCUUUUCUUUACUGAAACCUGCUGUGUUAGUUAAAAUGGACGGGCUAUGAGAACGGGACCAGCGCAACAAUAAAAACAACAACAACAACAACAACAGUUAGAACAGGAAAUCACAUUUUGAAAGAGUUUAUAGCAGGACCGAUCGACAACGUGUAUCUGGGAGGGAGGACGACGUCGCAAUCAACGAUGUCAUCAUCGACUUAAAAAAAAUAAAACAACAAACCGUUUCUUAGUUAGUGUUGUACAAUCCAAAGCGUUAUAUAAUAAAAAUGUAACUGCUGCCAGUUCUGGAAGUGGGAACAACAACAACAACAUAAAUGCCUUUUUAUCAACCGUGCCACUGAACCAAAUGAGUGUUGUGUGUGUGUAGUGGCCUCCACUGGUAGACAUCCUCAUCUGAAUCAUACAGGAUGCCACGUCCCAAAUGGACACCUUAUUCCCCUAUAUAGUGCAUUUCCUAUGGGCCUUGGUCGAAAGUAGUUUACUAGGUAGGGAAUGGGGGUGACAUUUGGGACGCGGACAUGGUAUAUUAGGAAGUGUAAAGGAGGGGGGGCCUUAGUUAGUACAGAUCUAUUACAGUAUGGAUCUAAGUAGAGGGAAUGAGUGACUUGAGUUUCCUUGAUAAUAUUAUUGAUAUUAAACUAUAGGGGCCCCUAGUCUCACACAGUUAACCCCUUAUUACACAGUAACUAGCCAGUUUUUCAUGAACCAGAAAUAACUGGCAUUUAUCUUUUAGUGUUUAUCAUAACAUAAGUUGACAUAAGCUUUCUGAGGUGUAUCUGUUGAUUAUAAGCUCUCAUAGGUGUAUCAUAAGUUGACAUUAGCUGUCAUAAGUUAUCUUAACUGUUGACAUCAGCUGUUAUAACCGCUCAUUGGUGUAUCAUUAUGUUGACAUAAGCUGUGGUGUUAGUUGUUCAGGUUAUCCCAGACAAGACAGAAGGACAGACAGACAUCGUUGCUCUAAUAUGAAAGGGGUCUGUUCAGGAGUGAGUCGGUGUCUGCUCUGUUCAUUACAUUUCUAUCUGCAAACGUUCUGGACCAUUAGCCGGUGUUAAUACACAAAGAAGGUAAAACAAUACCUUACUGAGACCUUGAUUAUUAUGGUAAAACAAUACCUUACUGAGACCUUGAUCAUUAUGGUCUUGGGAGUGACUAUGCAACUUUGUCUCUGAUGUCCAGCACCAGCGGUACACUAGCCACUGGAUCUCCGUUAUCUCACUAGCUAGCUAGCUGUCAUCAUUAUGUCUGUUAUCUCACUAGCUAGCUAGCUGUCAUCACUGUCUGUUAUCUCACUAGCUAGCUAGCUAGCUGUCAUCACUGUAUGUUAUCUCACUAGCUAGUUAGCUGUCAUCACUGUCUGUUAUCUCACUAGCCAGCUAGCUGUCAUCAGUAUGUCUCUAUACAUUUGUCUGUUUCGUCAUCGUAGAUGGACAAAAUAAUUUGUCGUGCUCCAAUCCAUCCACUCACCUGAAAGUCACCGACUGUUGUCACUCCCACUUUACGUUGUAUGUUGGUUGGUUGGCAGUGUUGGGGAACCUACUAUGAAAAUAUAGUUUACCAAGCUACCAAUUACUUCACGCUAGAAGAAGUUAAGCUGCACUAAAAGCUACCCUUAAGAAAAACAUAGCUUACUUAACUUAAGUUACAUCCAAACUACUUUGUGAAAAAUGAUAUCUAACUGAAAUGUCAGACUACAAAUUGCAGGAACAGAUCUCACUGGAGUCAGAUGUUAACACUAUAAUUUAGCCUAUUAAACACAAAAUAGUGAGAAUUAGGCAGGUCUGAUUCCAAAAAAGAAUGUACAUUCUUGCCUACUUCACACAUUUUUAUUAAAUCGUUGCAACAAAAAAAACAAGUAGUGUGUAGUUCCAGUAGUUAGCUACACCGCUACAUGGCUAUAAAGUAACUGACUACUGAAAACACUACCUAGACUUGAAUUUUGUUCGACUACCACCAACCAAGCUACUGCAAAAUGGAAUUCCAAUUACUAGUUGAACUAAAAUUUUUAAUGUAGUUCACUACUCCCCAACACGGUUGGUUGAUGUGUGACGUGUGUUUCCUAGUUCAGGUACUGUUGUAAAUCGGUCUAUUUAGCAGGGGUGUUCAAAAAAGGUACGUACAUUAUUAUAAUGGGAACGGAUGAUGGAUGCCACAACAUGCACGGUCAGUCACACACCCUCCCAAAGGUCUGUUUUUGUGAGUAGGAGGCAAAGCAAAGCAUUGACUGUUUUCUGGAGUACAUUUCCAAAAUGGGAAGAAGGUUCUUAUUGUACAUAUGAUUACGUCAGAAAAACAACUGGUAUACUUGAUCAGCUCAUCCAGUCUAUAGGUUAAAACAAUGAAACUACAGUGAGGUGUUUGUUUUUGUUUUUUUUGAUUUUGUAUUGAGUUUUCCCACUGUUGGCCUUCUGUUUAGAUAUUCAUCACUAAUUCCAAGUUUUGUUGCUAAUCAUGCCACAUCUGAUUUGCUAAGUUCGCACCUUUAUUAUUAUCAAUAUAUAUAUUAACAUAGCUGCAUAUUUUAGUUAGUUCAAAAGGCUUGUGAUCUGGCUCACAUGCUAUGCUUUUGUUUUCAUGGAGAUAUUAAUAUGCAAUUUGUAUUUUUUGUUUUGUUUUUCCAUUGUUUGUUUUUUCUUCUAAUCACUGAAACCUGUCCAGUUUUAGAGUUGGUUUUCCCGUAGUAAAUCACACAAACUGGAAUGAUGUUCCUAUACAAAUGUAAAAGUAGUUCUAGCUAACAAAUGCAAAUGACACAACUGACACCAUUCCCGCUAGUGUGAUAUGUUGCUUUCAGACUGAGCAAUAUGUUGAAGAAAGUUAGCCUGGGUGCCAGUCUCUUUGUACCAUCAUGCCAAAUCCCUGUCACUCAUUGUCAUGGAAAACAAUGUAAUUGGCAUGAGAAUAAACAGAUUUGAGACACCCCUCCUAUAUUGUGAUACCAUUUGGAAAGCCACUGUUGUCAGGUAGAUAUGUCACAAGGCAAACUCUUUGAAUGAUGAGUAUUUAUUAUGACACUCACUUGGAUCUGAAUGAACUUUAUGAUUUGGUUAUUUUUAUUUGUUGGAAGUUGGUUUACUUAAAACCAAUGCAUAUAUUUUCGAUGUUAUGUGUAUCGUCACAAAACGUGCAAGUGAUCAAAAUCAAUUGUGUUGAUUAUUUGAAGAAUGUUAUUUGUGAAACCUUAGAAUUAAAUUACAAAACUUGAUGUCAUGAAUUAAAAGCCCUUUGCAGAAUCAAUGUUGUAAAUGUGCUGUUAACAUUUUUUGCCAUCACACAAAAACAUGAAAAUAAUUCUGGUCAACUAUUAUUUCAAAAAACUGGUGAAUAGGCAAAUAAAAUCUCAUGAUUUGAA
Messenger RNA from Coregonus clupeaformis (lake whitefish), 5149 nucleotides. Its product is annotated as serine/threonine-protein kinase OSR1. NCBI's taxonomy places the organism in Eukaryota, Metazoa, Chordata, Actinopteri, Salmoniformes, Salmonidae. The transcript has 17 exons. The record is from RefSeq and is a predicted model, not a curated record. Gene Ontology annotation, biological process: protein phosphorylation. The coding region runs from base 146 to 1684 and encodes 512 amino acids. Gene Ontology annotation, molecular function: ATP binding; protein serine/threonine kinase activity.